Molecule: messenger RNA, 2407 nt
Organism: Orbicella faveolata
Lineage: Eukaryota; Metazoa; Cnidaria; Anthozoa; Scleractinia; Merulinidae
Product: lipoxygenase homology domain-containing protein 1-like
Molecular function (GO): protein binding
Source: RefSeq, a predicted model, not a curated record
GAUCAAGAAAUGGCUUCCUGUCUUUACGUGGAGUUCGUUUUUUUGGUCAUAAAAUAUGAAAUUGUAAUCGUAUCGUUCGUUGUCUCACAGAUGUGCCACACGAGAUCACUGUGUACACGGGUGACGUGAAAUCAGCAGGAACAGAUUCAGCUAUCUCCCUGACAUUGUUCGGAUCUGAAGGUACAACUCCAGAGUUUGUGCUCGAUAAAGAUGAAUCCCGCUUUGAACGAGGCGGUGUUGAUCUCAUAAGAAUGGACCUCGAUGAUGUGGGAAAACUGCUGAAGGCCAGAAUCGCAGUCGACGGCAAAGGAACACGUCCUGAUUGGUUCCUGGAAAAGAUAAUAAUAAGAAACAUGGAGACCCACUGCGUGAGCGUGUUUAAAUCCAAUCAGUGGUUUUCCAAAACAGGAGAUGGAAAGUUAGUCCAAGAGAUACCGGCUGAGGUUGAUGGCGAAGAAGUGUUGACUGAGACUUCAUAUAAGGUAAACGUAAAGACCGGAGAUGUGAUUGGAGCUGGGACAGACGCUAACGUGUUCAUGAUUAUUUUUGGCGAAAAUGGCGACAGUGGAGAGCUGGCUUUGAAGAACUCUGAAACAUACAAGGAUAAGUUUGAACGGAACCAUACUGAUGUCUUUACCUUCAAGAACUUACUUAGUUUAGGUGAACUUACCAAAGUCCGCAUUUGGCAUGACAAUAAAUUCCUCGGGGCAAACUGGUUUCUUGAAAACGUGGAAAUCGUCGACGAGUCCAACAAUGAAAAGUAUCAUUUUCCCUGCAACCGGUGGCUCGCUAAGGAUAAAGAUGAUGGCAGCCUGAUAAGAGAGCUGACUUGUGCAAACGCUAAGAAAAGUAAUGAUUCACGGUCACCUACAACUUUUGAACUGACUUUCCUCACGAGUGACAAGCAACACGCGGGAACUACACAAAACGCAUGGAUCGUGCUUGAAGGGGAAGAAAGAAAGUCUCAGGAAUAUCAGAUAGAAAACAGCCCCAAGAACAAAGUCCUACGUCGAGGACAAACCGACAGUUUGAAAUUUGUGACUAAAAACCUAGGAAGUCUUACCCAUGUGACAGUUGGGCACCGCAGAAGAGAAGGCUCCAUUGUCAAGGGGACUGGGAAGGAGACUGGCUGGUUUUUACAUGAACUAAUUGUCACUCAUCUUGAAAGUGGAGAAAAAUACGUGUUUCCCUGCCGUCAGUGGAUUCCUCUCAGCGCUGAUAAGAAUGACGCUGUUCGCUUAGAGUGCAAAUCUUGCGAAAAACCGAGGAUGGCGACCAUUAGAGACCUUCAGCCUGUUCAAUAUCUAAUCGAAGUGGUCACAGCCGACAUAUCCCACGCAGGCACAGAUGCCAACGUAUCCAUUACCUUAUAUGGCUCGAACGGUGACACUGGCCAGAGACAACUGACCAAAAAGUUCGUCAACUUGUUCGAAAGAGGAAAAACGGACGACUUCAAGAUCGAGGCACUGGAUCUUGGCCAGCUGACGCGCCUGCGCAUAGAGCAUGACAACAAAGGCUUUGGAGCCGGUUGGAUGCUGGAUAGAGUUGACGUGACGAAUCUAACGAGUCAAGAGAAGGUGACUUUUCCUUGUGGACAAUGGCUUGAUAAGAAGAAAGGAGACGGAAAGAUUUGUCGAGAUCUCCUUCCAUUACCUACGUGACUGCCAUGAAAACUAUGCUUGCCGACUCAACGAAUCUGCGAUAGAUCUCGGGAUUGCGUGACCGUCACGCGUCACACUGCCAUUAACUCGAUGGUGAAGAUUCUUCGGAUUCCAUGGUUUUCAAGUUUUCGUAAAGAGCAGGAUGUCAGUUCCAAUUAUUUAUCUACACAGCAAAGAGGAUUCCUGUUUACGGUGGUGGAAAUUGUUUCUUCUCAGAGAGCUUUGUACAAACAUAAAAUUUAGGAACAAGAGGAAACCACGAUCGAACAACAACCUUACUUACAACCUUCACAAAAUCAAGUUCUCCCUGGGAACUUGAAGACAUUGUAUGCCAACGGCAGGUGGAACUUUGCUUUUGAUUCUAGUUGAGUAGCGGAACUAUAACUGCCGUUUUAUCCAGUGCCAAGCUAGGCUGAUAAAGAGUAUUGGCGAUGACAUUUUAUCGGCCUGGUCAACCUCUAUUUUCAUCCGAGGAGAGUAACAAAAAACUGUGUGUAAAUGUAAGGGAGAGUUAGAUGCCUAUGAAAUGAAAAAUAAUUACUGCUUAUUUGAAAAGCUUUUCAAAAUAUAGAAGAAAGGCAUUUUCCGUUUUGAAUGAUGAUGAUGAUGAUGAUGAUGAUGAACAUUUCUGGCGCCAAAUUUGAAGAACACGUGCUUCAAUAUUUACAGAGAUAUUCUUUAUUCAGUAUUUUACCAUUUUAGUUGCAACUUCAUGACGUCAUCACUUUCCCAAUUUGCAUAAUACA